This is a messenger RNA of Knipowitschia caucasica, 1071 nucleotides long. The record is from the annotation of a GenBank genome assembly. Lineage: Eukaryota; Metazoa; Chordata; Actinopteri; Gobiiformes; Gobiidae.
AUGGACAGGCGUGGCAGCGAAGGGGAACCUCCGAGUGAGCUGCCCACUCCCUGCGUUCACUGCCCUCAGCUCUGUCCAGACUCACACAUGGAUGUGAGGGGUUUCAAGUGGGUGCGUUGGCGUGUGUGGCUGUGCAGGGUCCUGGCCGUGUUGACUGGGGGCCUCCUCACGCUGCUGUUUCACUGGCACCCGCGGCUCGGACUCCGUGCCCGCUGCUCUCCCUGCCCUUUAGCCCUGGCUGAGGUCCUGCUGAUACGAGACCGGGGGGACAAGCCGCAAGUAGUGGACGUUCUCACUGAAGAAAUGGAGGAGGGCAGUUGGGAGAUGUUGGGAGAGUUUGAAGACAAUGAGUCGAGAGACACUGUUCAACUGUAUCAACAGGACCAGAAAUCGCUGCUCCGGUACUACCUCCAUGACGGACUGCGAUAUGUGUGGCUGGACAGAAAGGGCGUGUUUGUUCGUGUGAGUAUCCUCAAUGAGGAUUGGACCGGCAAGGAUCUGCAUAGCUUUCAAAAAGGCUUGAGUCCACAGGAGCAGAUGUUCAGGAGGCAAGUGUUUGGGUCCAAUGUUAUAGACGUACCUGUUAAGUCUUACAUCCAGCUUCUGUUUGAGGAGGUUCUGAAUCCUUUCUACAUUUUCCAGUUGGCCAGCAUUAUCUUGUGGAUGUCUGAUCAAUAUUAUUAUUAUGCUAUAUGUAUAGUUUUGAUAUCCCUUAUUUCCAUUGGGGUUGCACUGUAUGAUAUCCGUAAGCAAAGCAUUACUCUCCACAACAUGGCGCGUUUGGUUGUGGACGUUCCGAUCCGCAAAAGUUCAGGAGAGGAGCAGCUGGUGAGUUCAGUGGAUCUGGUUCCUGGAGACUGUGUUCUGAUCCCUGCGGAGGGCCUUCUCCUGCCCUGUGACGCCGCCCUGCUGUCCGGAGAGUGUCUGGUCAACGAGAGCAUGCUCACCGGUCGUGUGACUGGUCAUGAGGAGAGAGGGGGGGGGCAGAGGAGAGAGGGGGGGCAGAGGAGAGAGAGUGGGCAGAGAGGAGGAGGAGAGAGAGUGGGCAGAGAGGAGGAGGAGAGAGAGUAG